This is a messenger RNA of Stereum hirsutum FP-91666 SS1, 1466 nucleotides long. RefSeq lists its product as uncharacterized. The transcript is spliced from 8 exons. Gene Ontology annotation, molecular function: ATP binding; tyrosine-tRNA ligase activity; RNA binding. The coding region runs from base 1 to 1431 and encodes 476 amino acids. Gene Ontology annotation, biological process: tyrosyl-tRNA aminoacylation. The record is from RefSeq and is a predicted model, not a curated record. Gene Ontology annotation, cellular component: cytosol; mitochondrion. NCBI's taxonomy places the organism in Eukaryota, Fungi, Basidiomycota, Agaricomycetes, Russulales, Stereaceae.
AUGUUGAGUAUCUCUCGAGCUGCAUUUCAUGCGCGUCAUACACGAAUACCUGCGUCUGUGAUACGCCGUGGACUGCAGUCACGAGUCGGUGUCUUGGAGGAGUUAGACGGUCGUGGUUUCAUCUCCCAAGUUACAAGGUCCACAGAACUCCAGCUAUCGCUUCAGAAGGACAAACAAGUGAUUUACUCGGGCAUUGAUCCCACGGGAUUGUCUCUGCAUGUGGGCCACUUGGUACCCAUGAUGUGCCUGCUGCACUUUCACCUUCGCGGACAUCGUAUCAUACCACUUAUCGGAGGGGCGACCGCUUUGAUAGGUGAUCCUUCUGGACGCUCCACAGAACGGCCAUUGCUCAGUCGACUCGACCUUCAGCGCAAUAUUGACAAGCUCAGAGCUAGCGUCGAGCGAUUUUUCAGCAGGGCUGCGCUCUACGCUGAAACGAAGUCUACCGACCAACGGUCUCUAUCAGAGAUAAACGUCAUGAAUAAUAUAGAAUGGUUUGAGGGGCUCGGUCUACUCCAGUUUCUUCGUACGGCCGGUAUAUAUGCGAGGGUGAAUAGCAUGAUCGCGAGGGACAGUGUUCAGGCCAGGCUAAACUCUCAACAAGGGAUCUCAUUCGCAGAGUUCUCAUAUCAGUUACUCCAAGCCUAUGACUUCCUCACUCUGAACCAGAAGAUGGGGUGCACUAUUCAAGUUGGCGGCUCGGACCAGUGGGGAAACAUCAUAUCAGGCAUCGAAUUGAUCAAUCGUACCAUGUCUGGCCUUGCAGAGAAUGACACAUCCGGUCCAGAGAAGGGGUUCGGCAUAACCACGCCUCUUCUCACUACCUCGUCGGGCGAAAAGUUUGGAAAGAGCGCAGGUAAUGCUGUUUGGCUAGACGAGUCCAUGACCAGUGUUUUCGACUUCUAUCAGUUCUUUGUCAGAACGGCUGAUGAAGAUGUCCUUCGCUAUCUGAAGUUGUUCACCCUACUUCCUCUGUCGGAGAUCGAAGCGAUCAUGGAAAAGCACAACAGGGCUCCAGAAUUGAGGCACGCACAAAAGGUCCUGGCUGACGAAGUCACUGAGCUUGUACACACUGGGGACGGUGUAACUCAUGCGCAAGCUGCCACAAAAAUAUUCUUCAAUACUGACCUGUCAGACGUGAAUGCGAGCAACGUCAUUUCAGCCCUCUCGAGUGAUCCACGCCUUCGCCUAGUGCAAGCAUCGGACAUCUUCGCCAUACCUUUGCACAAAGUGACGGCUUCUGUCGGUUUAGCCGCGUCCAAUGGUGCUGCCAAAAAACUGAUAUCAAUGGGUGGGCUUUACAUCAACGGCAAACCCGCCAAUGCAGAGCAACAGUUAGCUCCCGCGGACCUAAUCGAUGGCCGACUUAUCGUCCUCCGUGCAGGUAAAGCAAAUCAUGUAGUUCUUGCCAUCAGUCCUGGACAAUCAUGAUCAACACCGAUGGCUACAACCUUCCUCUAAAUCAU